AGAGACAGAGAGAAAGCCCGCCUCUCGCCAUGGGGCUGGAAGCGUUUUUCGUCGGGCGGGCGGGGGGCGGAAAGAGAAAGAAAAGUAAUCGGAGCGCACAAAAGUCACAACUUUCUCCAAGCAACGCAAGGCUGUGGGAGAUGCCUGCUCUGGUAGCGGCCUUUCCUGGCUUUUUUUCAAGGCGCAUCGGUGGUCAGAGGUGUCCCUUCACUUGUUAGCAGCAGGGCGUGGGCGGGGUGCUUGAUGUCGCUGAGGGAAAUGGGCAGGAGGGUGAAUCAACCCGGCUGCGUUGGUUGCUUUAUUGCACGUUUCUUUUCCCCGAGCACCUCGAGGGGACGGCGGCGCUUGCUUCCAGCUGCUUCUAACAUUGCUUGCAUUUGCUCACGGCUCAAGACAAAGGAACCAAAAAAGAGAUGAAGCAAGACUCUUUCAAGAUUCUCACAAGUUCACAGACAAAUCUGCUAUAGAGAAGGCGCUGCCGAAUGAACAGAUUGGCUUUCCCAGAUGAGAACACUGUCAGAAAUAAUGAAAACUAUAUUUAUAUCAGAGGCAGACAAGCAACAGAGAAAAUGGAUGUUAUAGGGCUUUUGGCUGGACUGAUUGCAAUUGGAGUUCUGUUAGUUAUAACUGGAUUACUUAUUUGUUACCUGUGUCAGAAAAGAUGCAAGCCAAGACAUCUGCCAGGGAACCCAAGCUGCAGGAGGCACAGCUCUUCCAUCUUCCAAAGACAUGAAGAAUUUCCCUUAAAUCAUCUCUCUCCACAUACGGAACAGAUAGGACUGCCAACUUAUGAACAAGCAGUGGCUCUAAGAGGCAAUUAUGAUGUGCCACCCCCACCAUAUCCAGGUUUUAAAAUGUUCAAGAAGUCUUUCUCACUUCCUGCUCCUUAAUUAAUAAGCAUGGCUCGUGGAAAGGUCGAGAGUUACAUUUGACUGAAAGAAGAUGUACAGUAUAGCUGAAAUGCUGAAGCAUUGUGAUCACUUUCAGGAACCUUUCACAGUAUGAAAGGGAUAUAGCUCUUCGGUGUGCCUGGGAGGAAGUGGAGUGUGUCAGGUGAACAAGGAAGCUAUCCUUCUGCAAUGUUCUGAUGGCUAAAGAUGAAAGGCUCCUUUUGUUACGCUUCUCAUUGAGGUGCUAAGAAUUGUAUUGAACUUGGAUCUCAUGCAUUUUGAGCCACUCAGUGAAUUGAUAUGCCACUUUUCCUGUUGCUCAUGAACUGCCAGGUUUCAUUUUCAGUUUUAAAAUGUUGCAGUUGUUGGUGCUGCUUUUAUAAAGAACAAAUAGUAAUAUGGGAAAAAAAUGGAAUCGUUGCUCUUACUGUUUUAACUUCUGAUAAAAGGAAGACUUAAUGUAUUAACAUUUCAUGCUUCAACUACUCUGAACAAUAUUUAAACCAUGCUCUCUUCAUUUGUUCCUUAUUACCCAUUCUGUUAUGAGCCUUACUGUGUAUUGCCCAUGUUUUCUGUCAAACUUGCGUUUAGCUCAGCACUCUGUUUCCACAGCAGCUAAGCAAAUAUUCCUGGGAUGCUCCUUAGAAGGGAAUGAUCAGGAGGUCUACUCCUUUUUUUUUUUUUUAACUUAUCCUUAACUUCUGGUAACCUGGAGUACUGUGAAUUAGCCUUGAGAAAUAUGGAUAUUUACCUAAAGGUAAACUCAAAAGGUUUCAUUCAGUGUCUCUUUAACUGAGAUUGGAGAAGCCAAUACACUUGUGAGGUAAUGGCUUUUGAAACCCUUGACCCCCAAUGCUACUGUAGCAAAUAAAUUCCAGCUUGUAAUGUUGGUGGAAGGGAACAAAUAAAAAGGAAAGUAAAACUGUUUAAUGCAAAAAUGUCAGAUUCUCUGUAUCUGAAAUUUAUUUAUAAGAGAAAAUAUAACCCAAACACAGAGAAUUUUGUCCAUUGACUAUAGACAUAGAGAGAAAAAUCUAAUGUUGCCAUGCAUAUCUAGGUUGAAGAAAUAAUUUUUAAAAAAUUUAUGAUUCUUUUUUAUAUGGCAUAAUUCUUGAU
Molecule: messenger RNA, 2006 nt
Organism: Pogona vitticeps (central bearded dragon)
Lineage: Eukaryota; Metazoa; Chordata; Lepidosauria; Squamata; Agamidae
Gene: PRRG4
Product: proline rich and Gla domain 4
Source: RefSeq, a predicted model, not a curated record